Messenger RNA from Nomascus leucogenys (northern white-cheeked gibbon), 4160 nucleotides. Its product is annotated as neuroblastoma breakpoint family member 3-like. NCBI's taxonomy places the organism in Eukaryota, Metazoa, Chordata, Mammalia, Primates, Hylobatidae. The record is from RefSeq and is a predicted model, not a curated record.
GGCAGACUAAAAGUUUGGUAUCUUACACUUGUGGAAAAGCCUUAAGAUCUGUUUUAACUUGGAGCAGGUGGGGUGACAUCAUGACUACCAUUAAGAAAAUAUAACCUGUUGGGAAACUGUUUCUGCCUUGAUGAUGUUGUACAGACAAGCGAUAAACAGUGAGGAAUGUGCUUAGAUGUAUUGGGAAAGAGAUGGGUCUGUGGCAUUGUCACAAGGGUACAUGAAUACUGAGAGUGAAUUUUGAAGGAAUGACCCCAAUUGGUGGUGACCCUCAGGCGAGACUAGGGUGCCUGUGUUUCAGCAAAGCCUUGGCAGUUGGAGUGAGGGCUCCUAAGAUUCCAUGACACCCCCACGUUCUAAUUGUGUUGUAGCAACUGCAGACUGUUACCUGGCACACUGGCCACACCCUUGCUCACUCUUGUCAGAGACUGAGCUAUCGGCAGUGCCUUCAGCUCUGAGCUCAGGCACCGUGAACAUUGUUUUUGUCGUUAAGGAUCCUAAAGUGCUGUGGGGACUGAUCACUUUUUUCUCAACAUCCCUGGCCCCACCUCUUCUGCCACAAACGUCAGCAUGGUGGUAGCUGCCGGCCCUUGGUCCAGUGAGAAGGCAGAGAUGAACAAUCUAGAAAUCAACAAGAAAUCGCACCCCCAGCUGGUAGAGAACAAACAGGAGUUCAGAAACCUCCAACAGAAAUUUCUUGUAACUCAAGUGGCCUACUUCCUGGCCAACGGGCAGAAUAAUUACAAGUAUGAAGACUGCAAAGACCUGAUAAAGUCUAUGCUGAGGGAUGAGCGGCUGUUCAUGGAAAAGGAGUUUGCAGAGCAGCUCAGGCAAUAUGAAGUCCUGGUUUUCUCUCGGGAACGGGAGCUGACCCAGUUAAGCGUGAAGUUACGGGAAGGGAGAGAUGCCGCCCGCUCAUUGAUUCGGCAUCUCCAGGCCCUUCUAACUCCGGAUGAGCCGGACGAGUCCCAGGGGUGGGACCUCCGAGAACAGCUGGCUGAGGGAUGUAGGCUGGCACAGCACCUCGUCCAAAAGCUCAGCCCAGAAAUUGAUGAAGAUGAAGAUGUUAAAGUUGAGGAGGCUGAGAAAGUAGAGGAAUUCUGUGCCCCCAGGGAGAUGCAGAAGGCUGAAGAAAAGGAAGUCCCUGAGGACUCACUGGAGGAAUGUGCCGUCACUUGUUCCAAUAGCCACGGCCCUUGUGAGUCCAACCAGCCUCACGGGAACACCAAAGUCACAUUUGAGGAAGACCAAGUCGACCCACCUGUAGUUGUAGACAGUGCAUCCUCUGAUUAUGAACGGCAGGAUGCUCCAAACCUUCCCCCAGAGUAUGAAGACUGCAAAGACCUCAUAAAGUCUAUGCUGAGGGAUGAGCAGCUGUUCGUGGAAAAGGAGUUUGCAGAGCAGCUCAGGCAAUAUGAAGUCCUGGUUUUCUCUCGGGAACGGGAGCUGACCCAGUUAAGCGUGAAGUUACGGGAAGGGAGAGAUGCCGCCCGCUCAUUGAUUCGGCAUCUCCAGGCCCUUCUCACUCCGGAUGAGCCCGACGAGUCCCAGGGGUGGGACCUCCGAGAACAGCUGGCUGAGGGAUGUAGGCUGGCACAGGACCUCAUCCAAAAGCUCAGCCCAGCAAAUGACCAAGACGAGGAUGAAGCUGUUAAAGUUGAGGAGGCUGAGAAAGUAGAGGAAUUCUGUGCCCCCAGGGAGGUGCAGAAGGCUGAAGAACAGGAAGUCCCUGAGGACUCACUGGAGGAAUGUGCCGUCACUUGUUCCAAUAGCCACGGCCCUUGUGAGUCCAACCAGCCUCACGGGAACACCAAAAUCACAUUUGAGGAAGACCAAGUCGACCCACCUGUAGUUGUAGACAGUGCAUCCUCUGAUGAUGAACGGCAGGAUGCUCCAAACCUUCCCCCAGAGUCGGAAGACGGCAAAGACCUCGUGAAGUCUCCGCUGAGGGAUGAGCGGCUGUUCAUGGAGGAGGAGCUUUCGGAGCAGCUCAGGCAAUAUGAAGUCCUGGUUUUCUCUCGGGAACGGGAGCUGACCCAGUUAAGCGUGAAGUUACGGGAAGGGAGAGAUGCCGCCCGCUCAUUGAUUCGGCAUCUCCAGGCCCUUCUCACUCCGGAUGAGCACGAGUCCCAGGGGUGGGACCUCCGAGAACAGCUGGCUGAGGGAUGUAGGCUGGCACAGGACCUCGUCCAAAAGCUCAGCCCAGCAAAUGACCAAGACGAGGAUGAAGCUGUUAAAGUUGAGGAGGCUGAGAAAGUAGAGGAAUUCUGUGCCCCCAGGGACGUGCAGAAGGCUGAAGAACAGGAAGUCCCUGAGGACUCGCUGGAGGAAUGUGCCGUCACUUGUUCCAAUAGCCACGGCCCUUGUGAGUCCAACCAGCCUCACGGGAACAAGAUCACAUUUCAGGAAGACCCAGUCGAUUCAACUCUCACUGACUCAUCCUCUCAUGAUGAAUGGUUGGAUGCUGUACACAUUAUCCCAGAAAAUGAAAGUGAUCAUGAGGAAGAGGAAGAAAAAGGGCCAGUGUCUCCCAGGAAUCUGCAGGAGUCUGAAGAGGAGGAAGCCCCCCAGGAGUCCUGGGAUGAAGGUGAUUCGACUCUCUCAAUUCCUCCUGACAUGUCUGCCUCAUACCAGUCUGACAGGAGCACCUUUCACUCAGUAGAGGAACAGCAAGUCGGCUUGGCUCUUGACAUAGGCAGACAUUGGUGUGAUCAAGUGAAAAAGGAGGACCAAGAGGCCACAGGUCCCAGGCUCAGCAGGGAGCUGCUGGAUGAGAAAGAGUCUGAAGUCUUGCAGGACUCACGGGAUAGAUUUUAUUCAUCUCCUUUUGGGGAUCUGGAACUGCUUGAGUUAUGCAACCCCUACAGAAGUGCGGUUAACUCAUCGGAGGAACAACAUCUUGGCUUGGCUCUUGACGUGGACAGAAUUAAAAAAGACCAAGAAGAGGAAGAAGACCAAGGCCCACCAUGCCCCAGGCUCAGCAGAGAGCUGCUGGAGGUAGUAGAGCCUGAGGACUUGCAGGACUCACUGGAUAGAUGUUAUUCAACUCCUUCCAGUUAUCUAGAACAGCCUGAUUCAUGGCAGCCCUACUCAUUGGAGGAAGAAUAUAUUGGCUUUUCUCUUGACGUGGAUGAAAUUGAAAAGUACCAAGAAGGGGAAGAAGAUCAAAACCCACCAUGCCCCAGGCUCAACGGGGUGCUGAUGGAAGCAGAAGCGCCUGAAGUCUUGCAGGACUCAGUGGAUAGACGUUAUUCGACUCCUUCAACUUACUUUGAACUAGAUGCCUCAUUCCAGCACUACAGAAGUGACUUUUACUCAUUUGAGGAAGAGCAUGUCAGCUUGGCCCUUGACGUGGACAAUAGGUUUUUUACUUUGACGGGGAUGAGGCACCACCUGGUCUUCCAGGUGGGAGGCAUAUUCCCACACUAAGCAGCCCUUACUAAGCUGAGAGAUGUCAUUGCUGCAGGCAGGACCUGUAGGCACAUGUAGGUUUGAAUGAAACUGUAGUUCCCUUUGGAAGCCCAGAAAAAAGUUUUUAAUUGUAUAGAUUAAAAUAAUUUUGGACAAAAAUUAAAACUCAAUAGGAUGGGAACGUGGGCAUGGCUCUAUUCCUAUUCUCAGACCAUGCCAGCGGCCACCUGUGCUCAGUCUGAAGACAUUGGACCCAAGUUAGGUGUGACACGUUCACAUGACUAUGUAGCACAUGCCUGGAGUGAUCUGCCAGACAUUCUAAUUUGAACCAGAUAUCUCUGGGUAGCUACAAAGUUCCUCAGGGAUUUCAUUUUGCAGGCAUGUCUCUGAGCUUCUAAAUCUGCUCAAGGUCAAUGUCAUCUUUGUGUUUAGCUCAUCCAAAGGUGUUACCCUGGUUUCAAUGAACCUAACCCCAUUCUUUGUAUCUUCAGUGUUGUUUUAGCUGAUCCAUCUGUAACACAGGAGGGAUCCUUGGCUGAGGAUUAUAUUUCAGAGCCACUGACUGCUCUUGACAAUUGUUAACCCACUAGGCUCCUUUGAUUAGAGAAGCCAUAGUCCUUCAGCCUCCAAUUGAUAGCAAUACUUAGGAAGACCACAGCUAGAUGGACAAACAGCAUCAAGAGGCCUUAGCCCUGCUCCUUUCAAUUCCAUCCUGUAAGAAACAGGAGUCAGGAGCCGCUGGCAGGGGA